Messenger RNA from Saccostrea echinata, 2322 nucleotides. RefSeq lists its product as uncharacterized. NCBI's taxonomy places the organism in Eukaryota, Metazoa, Mollusca, Bivalvia, Ostreida, Ostreidae. The coding region runs from base 88 to 2037 and encodes 649 amino acids. The transcript is spliced from 2 exons. The record is from RefSeq and is a predicted model, not a curated record.
GUUUGUGCAUGGAUACAAUGUAAACAACCCGAGACAUUGAACGCGUAGAUAUCGUGGCAAAGGUCCAAGAUACAGAAAGUAUGUUUUAUGCCUUUGGACCGGGGCACAAAAAUGUCAUCCAGGUACAGAUCUGCCCAGAAGGUCAAAUCUCAAAGCCUCACUACUAAGACAGAAUUCGACCUGCCAACAAAAAGUAUAUCAAACACAAAUCAACAGAAGAGAUUACGUCCCAAAACCGUUCCCACCAGACCGCAGAAAGAGAGUGUGAAACCGAUUUCUCUGUCAGUGACGGCAAAAAUUAAAAGCGGUAGCGCGGGACAAGGCUCUUCUGAAAAGAAGGACGAUCGAAGCGAAAAUGGUGCCACAAAUCGUAAAAGUUUAAGCAAUUCUUUAACGCAGAAAACAGUUAAUGGCAGCAAGAACAGCGAAGGAGAGAAAUCAGAGGCCGGUGUGAACACCGGAACGUUAAGUCAACCGGACCCCAAUGUUGGCAGGACAAACGGCAAAGAAGACAAACCAGAUACUGGUGUGAAUAUCAGAAGGUUAAGUCAACCGGAACCCAAUGUUGGCAGGACAAACGACAAAGAAGACAAACCAAAUACUGGUGUGAACACCGGAACGUUAAGUCAACCGGAAUCAACUGUUAGCAGAAAAAUCGACAAAGAAGACAAACAAACGGCUGGUGUGAACACUGGAACGUUAGUUCAACGUGAACCCAAUGUUGGCAGGACAACCGGCAAAGAAGAGAAACCAAAGGCUAGUGUGAAUACGGGAACGUUAAGUCAACCGGACCCCAAUGUUGGCAGGACAAACGGCAAAGAAGACAAACCAAAUACUGGUGUGAAUAUCAGAAGGUUAAGUCAACCGGAACCCAAUGUUGGCAGGACAAACGACAAAGAAGAGAAAACAGAGGCUGGUGUGAAUACCGGAACCUUCAGUCAACGUGAACCCAAUGUUGACAGGACAAAUGGCAGGGAAACAGAGCAAUGUGUGAAUACCGGAACGUUAAGUCAACCGGAACCAAAUGUUGGCACCCGGAAUUCCUUAAGUUCUCAUGAGAUCUCCGAGAAUGAUCCAAUAAGAGAAACAGAAAACGGAAAAGACAAUUACGUGGAACAUGUCAACACAGAGUCUCUUGAAAAUGGUUCAUAUUCCAUCGGCCAUACACUAGUCACAAUUAACGAAAACGGAAAUCAAAAUGGUGAAGAUAUUUCAGAAGAACAACUCGAUGCAAGCGUAUUCGAUGGGGUUGGUCGAUUUUUCAUGUGUUCUGUAGACUCUGACGUCACAACUCCGUGGAUAGGUGGAAUGGCGUACGUCGAAAGUGGUGAUAUCAUUUGUUUAGAUCUAAACAAUGAGUGUAUCAAACGAUUCGACAAAAAUUUCAAGAUGGUGUCAAGCAUUGAGGUCCCGUUUGACUGUUAUGGAAUGACUAUUACAUCACAUGAUGAGAUUGCAGUCACGUGCCUUAAUGAAAUUCAUUUUUACAACGUUGGAAAAUUUGGAAUGAAUAGAACUGCAAAAUAUUUUACUGUGAAUGGAAUGGCACACGGCAUUGCAUCUGAUCAAAGCUGGUUUGCCGUGACAUGUGAUAUUUCAGAACCAGAAGAUAGCACGAUUCGAAUUAUCGAUGAAAACGGAAGUGAACAAUUCGUAAUCUAUCCACCUGUUGUGUCAGAACUUCCAUUAAAACUCUCAUCUUUCAUUGAGCUUGACAAAUCAUUAGGUCGGGUUUUUAUCUCAGAAUCAGCACCGAGCAGGGUUGUCUGUGUUAACUUUCAAGGAGAGGCAUUAUGGGAUACUUCCAUUCCCGGAGGGUCACGUGGCAUAGUCUCCAUUGGCACCAAUAUCUUAGUGUGCGACCAGUUCAGUGAAAAAAUUCGUUUACUGACAAAAGACGGCGCGUUGAAGGCACCAAUGUUAUCGUCUGAAGACGGACUCUGUAACCCUGACAUCAUCGCUCGCAGACCUGAUUCUAAUGAAGUCGUAGUAUCCUAUGGUGGAUUUGGAACCAUUGGAUUGUUUUCCAUACACUAACUUGUUUUGUUAAGGUUGAUGGGGUUCGCAUGCAAAUGAUUGGUAGAUUUUAGAUAGUUAGUGAUUACAGAGUUAUAUUUAUUUAAAAUAUGUAUUUACGUAGGAAAUUAGGUGUAUUAGGGAAAUGUUUCGAAAUUGUUUUGUGGGAACGUGUAAUGUAAGAACAUCUUCUUUGUCCUUUGUUUUACAAUGGAUAAGAUUGCAUUUUAACUUGUAAGAGAAAAUCGAACACACUCCGUGUGUUCCCGUUGUGAAGGACUGCUUUAACUCAAACAGAAAGAUCAU